AUGUUGGCGCUGACAAUCCGCAGCUCCUCGCUUCAACGCAUCGAGACCGGCCUGGAAGGAAUGAGGGUAAUGGCGGAGGAAACCAGCAAAGCCGAGCCGACAGACCUGGAACACACAACCGCUACGCUGAUACUGGAGGCAGGCGAAGUUGAGAUGGAUGAGGAUCCCUUUUCAACCGUCGAGUCUAGGAGAAGGGUGGCAGAAGCUGAAACUCUGCCAAUCUCGCUGCCAACGGUGACGGAAAACCACGGUCAUUUGCUGUCAACUCGGCGGCUUGCUCCUGUCGUUUCGCUGGCGUCCGAUGAGUUUGUGGAGAAAAUCGAAGAGCUCCCGAAUGGUUAUCAUUUGGAGCUCGCAGAGAUCGUCUUCUCAAACUGUCGUCUGGCUUGCUUUGACUUUUACUUCGCCCACAGCCUUUGGCGCACCAAAUACGCCCGCGAUGAUCCUCCAGAUGAACGCAAACUGUUCCAAAUGGACGAUGGUGAAUUUCCGCAGUCGCCAGAUGACCUGGAAUUGCGAGAUUGGCUCGCCAAGAUCUUGCUCGUGCAUGGACGGGUAUCCGACCCUGACGUUGUGCCGGCUCGAAGCAUUCUAAAUUACGCCGAGUCACACCAGCUCUUCUCAAAACUAACCACGAUUCCAGCAAUGGUGGGUGAAUUUGGAGCCUUGAUCCGUACCUGCUCGAAGACCGGUUUGUAG
Molecule: messenger RNA, 699 nt
Organism: Cladophialophora carrionii CBS 160.54
Lineage: Eukaryota; Fungi; Ascomycota; Eurotiomycetes; Chaetothyriales; Herpotrichiellaceae
Exons: 2
Coding region: 1-699 (232 amino acids)
Source: RefSeq, a predicted model, not a curated record